CUCUGCACGGUUGCAGAGAGGAAGAGUCGACUGAUUCAUGAUUAAAAUGACUUCCUUCAAACUCUCCACCGCCCUUGUGUUCCUGUCUUCCAUGGUUACCUUCCUCAACCUGACCAUUCAUGACGUAGCUGCCCAAAAUUACCUCAAGCACGUCUGUGGAAACACAACCGUCGCCCAAAAUAGCAUCUACAGUUCCAACAUCAACUCCCUCCUCUCCUCCCUCUCCUCCCAAGCCACCGGAAACAUCGCAUUCUACAACACCACCGUCGGCCAAACCACCUCCAGCCCCGUAUACGGUCUCUUCAACUGCCGUGGAGAUGUCACUGCUGACAUGUGCCGAAGAUGCGUGCUCAACGCAACCCAAAAGCUCUCCAGUAAGUGUUCAACGGAGAAAGUUGCUCUUACUUGGUACGACGAGUGCAUGGUGCGCUACUCCAACGAGUCUAUCUUCUCCACCGUGGCCCUAACCCCUAGACUGAACAUGUAUAACACACAGAACAUGACCGACCAGGACCGGUUUAACCGGCAAGUAAACACCACUCUGACCCAACUGGCAACUGAGGCUUCCAACUUUCCGAUCGGCGUUAAGAAGUUCGGGGUCAAGGCAGAGAAGUUUUCCGAGUUUCAAAAUCUAUACACCCUCGUACAGUGCACACGUGACCUGUCCGGCACCGACUGCAAUAGUUGUCUUCAGGCUGCUAUUAACCGUCUUGCUAUUUGUUGCAGUGGAAGCCAAGGGGCAAGAACUCUGUAUCCUAGUUGUAAUGUUGGGUACGAAUUGUACCUCUUCUACGAUGUACCCACAGCGCCCACGCGGGCCACUCCUCCUGCAGCAGCUCUUCCACCUCCUAUUUCAGGAAAAAACAAAAUCUCAAGGGUAACAAUAAUUUCCAUUGUUGUUCCAAUUGCUGCCUGUGUUUUGCUACUCGCUCUGGCCUACUGUUUCCUAACUAGGAGAGCAGGAAAGAAGUUCAAUGCUGUAAAGAGAGAAAAGUCUAAGAAAUCCGAUCACAUCCAAAUUUAUCAAGAUGGUGUAUUUGGAGCAAUGAUGAAGGUAAUAUCUUGCCCAAUUCCUUUCUUUCCCUGUUUGUUCUAAAUUUUGUUUCAUUUAUUUUAUUGAGAACACCAGACCUUUGAUAUUUCCAUUUCCAUAUAUGUAAAUUUUUGUGGCUUCCUGUUCA
Molecule: messenger RNA, 1181 nt
Organism: Corylus avellana
Lineage: Eukaryota; Viridiplantae; Streptophyta; Magnoliopsida; Fagales; Betulaceae
Source: RefSeq, a predicted model, not a curated record